UGUUGUUCUUGUUGUUAUUGUUGUAAUUAUUAUUACUUCGGAGUAAUUAUAUAUUUAAAUUAGUAAUUAUAGACAUAAUUAUGACUAUACAAAUAAAUAUUAUAAUUAUAAUUACAAUAAUAAUAAUAAUUAUAAAAUUAAUCAUAAUUAAAAAUAUAAUUACAUUUAUAAUUGUAUCUGUAUUUAUAAUUAGUGUAAUUGGUAUAAUUAUUAUAAUUUUAAAUUUAAUUUUAAUUUUUUUUAAUUAUGAUUAUAAUUGUAAUUUUAUUUAAGUUAUAUUUUUAAUUACAAUUAUAAAUCUAAUAAUUAUAAUUGUAAUUACAAUUACAAUUAUAGAAAUAUUCAAAUCAGAUCAGAAAGAUUCAGAUCAGAAGAAUUCAUAUCAGAUCAGAAACAUUCAGAUCAGAUCAGAAACAUUCAGAUCAGAUCAGAUCAGAUCAGAUCAGAUCAGAUCAGCAACAUUCAGAUCAGUUCAGCAACAUUCAAAUCAGAUCAGAAAGAUUCAGAUCAGAUCAGAAAGAUUCAGAUCAGAUCAGAUCAGAUCAGAAAGAUUCAGAUCAGAUCAGAUCAGAAAAAUUCAGAUCAGAUCAGAUCAGAACUUAAAAAAUUCAAAUCAGAAACAUUCAGAUCAGGUGAACGGAACAGCUUCUUAGUCUUGAAAGCAGACCCGGUCGGGGUUAAAGGGGAAGUUGAGGGCGGAAUCUAUUUCUUAGCGGUGGCAAGGGUGGUUACAGAUAAAUCUGUCCGGCCAAUUUCUCUUUGUGAAACUAUGGUCAAGGUCUGAAGGCCGGUUCGGGGUGUCACUAUUGAGGAGAUUGGUACUUCUAAAUUUCUUCUCCAGUUUUAUCAUGAAGCAGACAUUAACCGCGUAGUCGAGGAGGGUCAUUGGUCUUUUGACCAGAACUUAGUAGUGAUUCGGCGCUUAGGGCGUACUAAUAGACUUUCUGGAAUGUCCUUGGACUGUGCAGAUUUUUGGGUACAUGUUCAUAAUUUACCUUGGGGUAUAUGACAGCUAAAGUUGCCCAUGGAAUUGGAAACAGCAUAGGGAAGUUUGUCAAAGUAGAUGAGCGUUAUCUUGGGGGUAAACACAGCUGAUUGAUCUUGCGCAUAAGAGUUACAAUUAAUAUUAAUAUAGUUUUGGCUCAAAGAUUGCAGGUUAGACAAGAAGGAGAUAACUGGACAUGGGCAGAUUUUAGAUAUGAGAGACUUCCUAAAUUUUGCUAUGUAUGUGGUUUACUCGGCCAUAUUGACCGUUUCUGCCUAUCUAAUUUACACAACUGUCACUGGACUGGGGAGAAGCCAUUUGGGUCAUGGCUACGUGCUGAUAUGAGACGGUGUGGAGUGCAUCCAGGGAACAGGUGGUUAAUACCCAAGCAGGGAAAGGUGGAAAGUGUGUGCAACUCAAGAGGAGAUAUGGUAACCCCGGGUAGCUAUGUGGUACAAGGUUUAACCUCCAAUGGUGAGGAGGUAAUGCAUCUGAAGGAAGACCAUAAAAAAUGUAGGGCGGUAGAAGUGGCCAUUGAUGAGGACAUCCAAGAAAAUAGAGAUGAAAAACUUGUGAGUCGAGAAGAAGUGGCGGUUGACUCUGUCAAGCCAGUGAUGGGGGACCUCUAUGACAAAGAAGAUGAACCUUUGACGGUGGCUGGACAAACCGCACUUUCCUUACCGGUGGCUGGAAAAACUGGAUCUCGUUUUUCUUAUUAUUGCUCUUUUUUCCAGAACUCUUUAGUUACUUUUAUUAUUCAUUCUAGUAGCAGGUGCAACAGUGUUGUUAGUGCAGUCUACCAUCUUGUGGGGUUAGCGAGUUGGGUCGUUUUUCAUCGAUCUUUCUGCUCUAUGUCUCAUCCCAAUGUAGUCUUUAAUGUGGCGGCUUUGUAUCUGGUUCUCGAUUUUAAUAUGAAUUAAGUUAUGUGUUUUCAAAAGAAAAAUAAUAAUU
Messenger RNA from Cuscuta epithymum, 1936 nucleotides. NCBI's taxonomy places the organism in Eukaryota, Viridiplantae, Streptophyta, Magnoliopsida, Solanales, Convolvulaceae. The record is from the annotation of a GenBank genome assembly.